CGGGGAGUUUGGAACCCCGCCUUCGAGUCCGCAAGGGAAGGUUUGGCUCAGACUGGAGCCGGCCGGGCGCCCAGUGACCCCUGUUCCACCCUCACUCGGGUCGUGACCCAAGCGCGGGCUCAACCGCAGGGAUAAUAAUCAGGACUGCAGUUUGAAAACCGCGUGGCUCAUCGUGGUGGUUAAAGGGUGCUCUGGAGUGAGCCUAUCCUGGUCACAUCCCCCUCGGUCACCUGUUAAGGCCUUGGGCACGUGUGAAGAGAAAAUAGCUCCCUUAUUUCAAUGUCCUCGUCUGUUAAAUGGGGGCGUUUAUAGCAAUUGCUCCCAAAGCGGUGGUGCUAAAUGAAGCAGAGUAUGGAAACUUUUACGCACUCAAUAGGAGCUUGGAAAAUGUUGAGUUCCUUUCGCUUCCCCAAUCCUUACAUCCACAGAGGCAGCAUACCGCGCCCGGUUCCGAAUCCUGUCGCACAUCCUUUGUCAACUGGAACAAAUUGCCUACUCUGUCUCAGCCUCAUUCAUCUGCAGAACCGGAAUCAUAAAGGGCCUUCACAAUAUUAGGUGACAAGGAAGCAAGUGCAGCGCCUGACAUAGGGCAAGUCUAGAAGUGAUGGGGCCGUGAUGGAUGCUUUCUUACGCAUUGGGGCUCAGAGAGCGCAGGCUUCCACAAACUGUCGGCCCCUGCGUGGGAGGCCUUUGCCCUUCCCACUCCCCCAGGUUUCCCCCAGCUGCACUCGGGAUCUGCCGUGGGCCUCCCCCCUCCCCCGCACUCCCCCAGGCAGAGGAGAUUUUCCUUCGGCUCCCGCCUAAAGCGCCGCGGUGACGCCCCGAGAGGCAGGUCUGGGCGGCGCGCCGGGCCCUUUCAAGUCCCUAGUCCCGGACUUGCAAGUGCGGGCCUGCGCCCGGCGCAGCGGCGAGAACAUCUGCCCUUGUGUGCCGACUCGCCGCGCCCAGAGUGGGUCUAGACCGGUCCUGGCCCGCCUUUGGUGCACCGGCCUCCAUGUCCCCUCGCCACCCCGGAGCCGCCCCCUCGCCCACUCCCAGGGUCCAACUCCCCGCGAGCUGUUCCCAGGGCUGGGCCUCAAAGGCGCAGCUACCUUCCACCAGGUCUCUCAAUCCUUGUCCCUUUCCACCCACACGAUCCAGAGCUGCGGCAAGAAGAAUCUUGUCCAGUCAUUGUUUUCACGAUAUCAUUCCCGAGUUCAAGAAUUCUCUGGGCUUUUUACUGGAGCGGGGGGGGGGGGGGGGCACCCCCCACCGAGCCACACCUGGUCCCUGAGGACACACCCUCCACUUCCCACCUAGCUCUCACCCUCUCUUCUCCACCAUUUUGGGCCCUUCCCACUUCCAAAACCUCCUCCUCCGGGAGGACCUGGAACUCUUUUCCUCUGCCUUGUGCCCUCGCAGACAGGCGCAGGCGGGGCACACAGAAGGAGCGAGAAAUGAGAAGAUGCAGGUGAAACCAUCAGCAAAAACAUCCGAUCCAUGUGAGACGAGAUGCCAGCAUCCCCACCUAUGGCCUCCGACAGUCUAUCUCAUUGAACAGCAGGCUUCAGGACUGCUAUGUGGACUCGCCAGCUCUCACCAACAUCUGGAUGGCCAGGGCAUGUGCGAAGCAGAACAUCAAAGCCCCAGCACGAGGUACCACCUCCUCCUGGGAAGUGGUGAAGAACCCAUUCAUUGCCAGCUCACUCUCCCUGGUUAAGCUGGUGCUCCGGCGACAACUGAAGGAUAAAUGCUGUUCGGUACCGGGCAAGUCCGGAGAAGCAAAACCCUCAAAGAGAUUAAAGCCCAAGGACGACUCAGCAGUCAAAGCCACUCGGCGGGGCGGGGUAAGAAACCCCAUCAGUUCCAAGAGCAAGCAGCCCGUGGGGCAGCAGCCGGGCUCCCCUAGGCGCAGGAGGCCUGCAGGGAGCACUCACGAGAGUAAAGAAAGUUCAAAGGAGAAAAAAGUAACAGUCGGCCAAGAUCUCGAGCACAGAUAUGCUGAACAUGUGGCUGCCACCCAAGCACUGAGCAGGGACAUCGGGACAGCGGCCUGGAAGGGCCAGGCGCUGCUUCCUGAAGCCAGAAAGAGACGGCAGUUUUCGGACAUGUUAACCAUCCACGGCCUCCCCACAGAGGGCUACCGGGCUCUGUACCACGCUGUGGUCGAGCCGAUGCUGUGGAAUCCUUCAGGGACCCCCAAGAGGUACAGCUUGGAGCUGGGCAAGGCCAUCAAACAGAAGCUCUGGGAGGCUCUGUGCAGCCAGGCUGCCGUCCCUGAAGAUGCUCAGGAGGACCCGACGCCCGACAGGACGCGGCUGGAGGUCGACCAGGAGCCUGUGCCCAAGAAAUGGCCCAAGUUAAAGAGGGAGAACUAGAAACAGGAACUCACAGGACUUAGGAUAUUCUCUGCUAGAUAUCUAGAAAAUAAACACCACUUUGCACCUUGCAUGUCAUCUCAGAGUGCUUUACAGAUUAGUAACUACCCUCUCGGGAAACA
Messenger RNA from Phyllostomus discolor (pale spear-nosed bat), 2479 nucleotides. It is a transcript of the gene C13H22orf31, whose product is annotated as chromosome 13 C22orf31 homolog. Bases 1590 to 2357 code for a protein of 255 amino acids. The record is from RefSeq and is a predicted model, not a curated record. Lineage: Eukaryota; Metazoa; Chordata; Mammalia; Chiroptera; Phyllostomidae. The transcript has 3 exons.